Lutra lutra (Eurasian river otter) is the source of this 1084-nucleotide messenger RNA. RefSeq names its product LYR motif containing 7 (gene LYRM7). The transcript is spliced from 5 exons. Lineage: Eukaryota; Metazoa; Chordata; Mammalia; Carnivora; Mustelidae. Gene Ontology annotation, biological process: mitochondrial respiratory chain complex III assembly. The record is from RefSeq and is a predicted model, not a curated record. The coding region runs from base 214 to 687 and encodes 157 amino acids.
UCAGGGAGGGUUUGGGUUUGUUGCCUACGGGGAGGGAAAACGAGCUGCCUUUUGCAGGUUGUCUGGAAUUUCAGUAUAGGUGUGGGUUCAGAACCCUUCACGGAGCUCGUGAACUUUGCCCCUGAGGAGCCCAGUGACCACCUGCGAAGGACUGUGGAGGAUUUGUGCUGGUGCGAGGAGGGAGGGUCGCACCGUGUUUCCCCCACUCCUCUCAUGGGGUACCAAAGUGUUUGUUCGUACAUCAUGCAAGUUUCUGCCCCCGUUUCAUCCCCACACCGAAUGUUUGAGGAACCUUUUUCCACAUCGUUGAGAGGUAGACGAGAUGCCAAAGGCAGCUCUGACUGGAACCAUCUACUGAGUGAAAGAUCCGACGAGGUGGAGUUUAGUCAGGUUUUACAGCUCUUUAAAACAUUACACAGGACCAGACAACGGGUUUUUAAAAAUGAUACCAGAGCAUUAGAAGCAGCCAGAAUAAAGAUAAAUGAAGAAUUCAAAAGUAAUAAAAGUGAAACUUCUCCCAAGAAAAUAGAAGAGCUAAUAAAAAUGGGUUCCGAUGUUGAAUUGUUGCUCAGAACAUCUGUUAUACAAGCUAUUCACACAGACCACAAUACACUGAAAUUGGUCCCUAGGAGAGAGCUCCUUAUAGAAAAUGUGCCAUAUUGUGAUGCACCAACUCAGAAGCAAUGAGUUUUCUAGGAUAAAAUCAAGUCUUUUAGUUUUUAAUCCUAAAUAUAUAACUGUGGCAAUGAAAGUUUUGGAAAUGCAAGUAUUUCAGAACCAGCCUAUUGAAAGUGAAUGAAUUAAAGUACCAUUUCAUAAUUAAAUUUCACAUUAAAAGAACAUUGCUGAAAACUGCAGAACAUAGUUAAAUAUUUUUAGACAGCUUUAAAUAAGACAUGUCGUUUGCUUUGAAAAUCAAACUUUAUAAACUAAAAUAAAUGCUUAGGAGAUAUGUCCUAUUCAUUUCUCUAUGACCUUGAUGAGUAUUUUGGUUUUAACAUAACUAAGAAUGCAGUGAUUUGACAAGUUGGUGGAUUUUCCUCCCAUGUACAAUGAAACUAUUAUAUUAAAAUUGUUAGAUUAG